AUGCCGAUGCCACCCAAGACUGGGAGCUUUUCUCCUGGAGCCCUCACUGAUGCGGGGGCCCCCUGGGGUCUUGAGGCUGGGGGCCCCUCCAUUUCCCUUUCAUACGGGGUGGUACCACGUGCUUGUGGUAGACAGGCCAGCGCCCCCCAAGGAGGCCGAGGGGCCCCUCUAGCUCCCGUUUCGGGGGUUCCUCCAAGAGUCCAGUUGCCUCUGUCCCCUGUGCACUGGGGGGCCCUUGCGAAGGCUACGACUCGUGUUAUGGGAGCUCUUAGCCCUGAUGAUCUGUUGGUCAUUUACAAUGGGCUAAGGGCCAGCGGGCUAAGAGACAAUGAGCUGCAGCGGUCGCUGCAUCUGCGGCUGCAGGAACUGCCUGCUGCUGCCUUUACUGCCACAGAAAUAAGAGAUCUACUGCGGGUUUUGCAGCAGUGCGGCUGGCGGAGCGUUAAUACGUUGCGGCACCUUGCAACUGCCUUUCGCGCCACUGCAGAGUCAGCAUCACCCUCCUGCUGUAGGGAGUUGAUGGCCGCGUAUGCUCGACUUAGGGUUCCCCUGGACGUAGAGGCAGACAAGGCAGCCUUUGCAGCCGCAGCACAGCGAUUGCUGCAGCAGGCGUCAGCCCUCGGCCCCAAGGAAGUGUCCCUUGCACUCAAUAGCAGUGUGAAAUGUAGGAGUACAGCCGCCACGGUGCGCUUUGUUGCCUCCAUGGCCCCACAGAUACCCCGCGUUGCAGCAGCAAUGCGGCCUAUGCAGCUAGCACUGACGGCCAACGCGCUUGCCGUCGCAUCGGCAAGACAUUUAGGGGCCCUGCAUGCCAUAGAGGAGGCAGCGCUAACGCAAAAGGAUAAAUGGCUCCCACAGGAUGUUGCCCUCUUCAUAAAUGCCUUUACACGGUUGGAGAUGUACAGUGACCCCCUCUUUGGUGCUGCAGCAGAGCACGUGAGCCUAGGCCCUUUUGCUUUUCUCUAA
Messenger RNA from Cyclospora cayetanensis, 966 nucleotides. RefSeq lists its product as uncharacterized. Bases 1 to 966 code for a protein of 321 amino acids. The transcript is spliced from 4 exons. The record is from RefSeq and is a predicted model, not a curated record. Lineage: Eukaryota; Apicomplexa; Conoidasida; Eucoccidiorida; Eimeriidae.